AGAAAAGUCAGGGUGACCGACAUAUGACGAACCACCAUGCCUGAACCGAAGAAGCCAGGUGCCAAGGGAGAAAAGGUGGAAGCUACACCUGCUGAUAAGCCUGCCGAAGAAUUGCCUGAGGAUGAACAUGUCCCAGGAGAAGAGCCUCAGAUGUCUCAGAUAAGUGGGCUGCUUGUGGAGAAGCCUCAGAGUGUCACUGCCGUUAAAGGGAAAAAUGUCACAUUUGUGACGAAGGUGGACUCCUCUCAGAUGCUGAGGAAGCCAACUAUGAAGUGGCUGAAGGGGAAAUGGAUGGAUCUGGGCAGCAAGGCUGGAAAGCACCUGCAGUUCAAAGAAACCUAUGAUAGGAACACCAAGAUAUACACCUAUGAGAUGACCAUUGUUAAGGUUGUGGAUGGAGAUGCAGGAGGUUAUCGCUGUGAGGUCACUUCCAAAGACAAGUGUGACAGCUGCACAUUUGACAUCUCCGUCGAAGCUGCUGAAGAGACACAACAAACAAACAUUUUGGAGGCGUUCAAACGAUCGGGAGAUGCAGGAGAGGAUGCAGGUGAACUGGAUUUCAGUGGUUUACUCAAGAAAAGAGAGAGGAAGCAGAAGGAGGAGCCUGAGAUAGAUGUGGAUGUGUGGGAGAUCCUGAAAAAUGCUAAGCCAUGUGACUAUGAGAAGAUCGCCUUUGAGUACGGCAUCACUGAUCUCAGGGGCCUGCUCAAAAGACUUAAGAAGAUGAAGAAGGUGGAGCCCAAAAAGAGCGAUGCUUUCCUAAAGAAGUUGGAUCCUGCUUACUCUGUGGAGAAAGGAAAGAAAAUACAGCUUAGUGUGGAGCUGGCUGACCCCAACGCUCAAGUCAAAUGGCUGAAAAAUGGACAGGAGAUCAAACCUUCAGCCAAAUAUAUCUUUGAGAGUGUGGGUGGUAUCCGUAAGCUCAUUAUUAACAAGUGCACCCUCGCUGAUGAUGCCGCGUAUGAAUGUGUGAUUGGAGAGGAGAAGAGUUUCACUGAGGUCUUUGUCCAAGAACCACCUGUCACCAUCACUAAGAUGUUGGAUGACGUCCAUGUGGUGGUUGGGGAGAAGGUGGAGUUUGAGGUUGAAGUGUCUGAAGAGGGAGCCAAUGUGAAAUGGAAGAAGGAUGGAGUGGAACUGAGCCGAGAUGGAAAGUAUCGCUUUAAGAAAGAUGGGACAAAGCACUGGCUCAUCAUCAACGAGGCAACCGCAGAGGACAUUGGGACAUACUAUGUGUACACUAGUGGGGGGGAGUCCAAGGGAGAGCUGGAAGUGGAAGAGAAGGAACUGGAGGUUUUGCAGAGUAUAGCUGAUCUGACACUGAAGGCAGCAGAACAGGCUGUCUUCAAGUGUGAAGUGUCAGAUGAGAAAGUGACUGGCAAGUGGUUUAAAGAUGGGGUGGAGGUCAUUCCCAGCGACCGCAUCAAAAUGACACACAUUGGCAGGUAUAGCGGUCCACUUACAGCCACCCUUAUCGAUUCAUGCAUAAAUCUGCCUGUUGGAGAGAAGAUGCUGUUCAGGGUGACAGCUGUGAACAUCGCUGGUCGUAGCCCUCCGGCUGUGAUGGCGCAAGCUGUCACCAUUCGGGAGAUUGUCGAGCGUCCUAAAAUCCGCCUCCCUCGGCAGCUUAGGACUAAGUACAUCAAACGAGUGGGUGAGAAGGUCAACCUUGUCAUUCCCUUCCAGGGCAAACCGCGUCCUGUGGUGACCUGGCUCAAAGAUGGUGCACCUCUAGACACCGGGCUGGUGAAUAUCCGCACAAGUGAUGUGGACACUAUCCUGUUCAUCAGGCAGGCGGCCAGAGAGCACUCUGGCCAGUACACCCUUUCCGUGCAGAUUGAGAACAUGGAGGACAAAGUCAAUCUUGAGAUCCAGAUUGUAGACAAGCCUGGGCCUCCAAUUGCUGUCACUGUAACUGAUGUUUGGGGCUUCAAUGCUGCUUUGGAGUGGAAGCCUCCAAAAGAUAAUGGCAACUGUGAAAUCACUGGCUAUACCAUCCAAAAGGCUGACUUAAAAACCAAGGAGUGGUUCACGGUUCUUGAACACAAUCGCAGACCUAGUUGUACCGUGUCUGACCUGGUGAUGGGGAACGAGUACACCUUCCGUGUGUUCAGCGAGAACAUCUGUGGCAUGAGUGAUGAUGCUGGCAUCAGCAAAAACACAGCUGCCAUCGCCAAAACAGGUCUUCAACAAAAUCUGAAACCCUACAAGGAAAAAGAUAUGUGCAGCUCUCCUAAAUUCAUCACACCUCUCGUGGACAGGUCUGUUAUCGCAGGUUACAGCGCUGCCAUCAGCUGUGCUGUCCGUGGACACCCGAAACCAAAGAUUAUAUGGAUGAAAAAUAAGAUGAUUAUUGGCGAGGAUCCAAAGUAUCUCAUGCAGAAUAACCAGGGUGUGCUGACUUUAAACAUCCGUAAACCAAGCUUGUUUGAUGGAGGGAAGUAUACAUGCAGAGCCAUCAAUGACCUGGGAGAAGAUGAAGUGGAGUGCAAGCUGGAGGUUCGAGUCCUAAAAGAAAAGGAGGAGGUGAAGAAGUGAACAAAGCCAUGAAGAUACCUUAAAGACGGCUGUCAGAUGGCAUCAUGAGAGUGUCAGAAAAGCAAUAAAAAAAUAGAAUUAUUGAUUUAGAAUGAAAUUGUCAUUAUGCUGUCUCUGCGGUUUUACUGUUGACUCUUUACAAAAAGUACUGUGGUGCUACCAUUUAAUAACAUUGUACUCAGUGAAAUCUCUUGCUCCUUUACCAUGUAAUUCACACACGGUAAUU
Molecule: messenger RNA, 2764 nt
Organism: Sinocyclocheilus grahami
Lineage: Eukaryota; Metazoa; Chordata; Actinopteri; Cypriniformes; Cyprinidae
Product: myosin-binding protein C, fast-type-like
Exons: 23
Coding region: 37-2538 (833 amino acids)
Biological process (GO): sarcomere organization
Cellular component (GO): M band
Molecular function (GO): protein binding
Source: RefSeq, a predicted model, not a curated record